This is a messenger RNA of Anopheles funestus (African malaria mosquito), 3115 nucleotides long. It is a transcript of the gene INTS7, whose product is annotated as integrator complex subunit 7. The transcript has a single exon. Bases 87 to 3041 code for a protein of 984 amino acids. The record is from RefSeq and is a predicted model, not a curated record. Gene Ontology annotation, cellular component: integrator complex. NCBI's taxonomy places the organism in Eukaryota, Metazoa, Arthropoda, Insecta, Diptera, Culicidae. Gene Ontology annotation, biological process: snRNA 3'-end processing.
AUACUUGGGAGUUGUGUUGACAAUUGGCAUCAGUGUACAGAAGGAAAAUACUUUAGCAACACCGCAAAGUUCCACCUAAAACUACAAUGAUGAGUGUCCGCGUAAAUAAUUUCAACGAAAACUUUCUCAAUGAAACCGAAGGCGACUCGAACUCGGUGCUGAUGGACUUGGACAAGGGUCUCAGGUCGAACAAAAUCGGUGACCAGUGUGAAGCAAUUAUCCGGUUCCCCAAGCUGUUCGAAAGGUAUCCCUUUCCCAUCCUGAUCAACUCGUCGUUUUUGAAGCUAGCCGAGUUUUUCCGCAUUGGUUCGAAUCUGUCCCGGCUGUGGAUCUUGCGCGUAUGCCAACAAAGCGAAAAGCACCUAGAAAAGAUCAUAAACAUCGAUGAAUUUCUCAAACGCAUCUUUAUGGUGAUCCAUUCGAAUGAUCCGGUUGCACGUGCCCUAACGCUGCGCACUCUCGGUGCGGUUGCGUUCGUGAUAUCGGAAAAGCAACACGUUCACCAUGCGAUACGAAUGGCACUGGAUAGUCACGAUACGGUCGAGGUGGAAGCGGCUAUUUUCGCAAGCGUGCAGUUUGCCGCACAGUCAAAAACGUUUGCCGUAGGCAUGUGUUCCAAGGUGGCAUCGAUGAUCGAGAGUUUACAGACGCCGGUUAACAUGAAGCUGCAUCUGAUACCGGUGCUGAGACACAUGCAUCACGACGCAAGUACGGCAGCUCUGGUGCGAGCCCUGUGCCGAGAUCUGCUGCCGAAGUAUCCAUCCGAGCAGUUUGUGGUGGAGAUUAUACGCUCACUGUCACAGCUGUCCUGUGCCACGUUGGUCGAUAUACCGGAUCAGGUAGAUUUGCUGCUGGUGUACUUGCACGAUCCGAGGAAACGUGUCCAGUCGACGGUUUUGCUUUCGUUGAAGAAACUGGCCGAAAAGGGUGCAUAUUUGUGGCCAAAAACGGCCAUCAGCCGUCUGCUGCAGCUUACCGGGCAGUGCAGCAAUCAAAACAUGGCGCUGGAUGUUAUACUGACGCUUACCAAAUGUCCACACACGUGCCAUACGAUGCUGAACGAAGAGCAGCAGCAGAUACUGGACGUGUGUAAAAACUGUCUCCUGAUGGAGAACGAAAGUGGUGGCCGUGCAAUGACGAUCCUGACCAGUCUCAUCACGUACUGCCAUACGGAAAACAUCCCACCGCCAGUACACGUGCUAGAGUAUUUGGAUAUGCAUCUGGAGUUUCUCAUCCAAGCGUCGUUGCAGAAUAAAUCGUCCCUGAAAGACUUCCGGCUGUAUCUGAAAUGUGGCGUACAGCUAUCCAAGACGAGCCGUGAGUUAGGUGAAAGCUUUGCCGAAAUGAUCGCUGAAAUGCUAAGCGAGGAGCAUUCCUCUUCGACUGCGAGCCACUCGAAGCUGAUCUGUGAGGCACUGGGAGCGAUCUGUUCGAAUGUGAUCGUAUCGUGUGAUUUUUAUGAAAAUCAAAAGCCCGGCACAAGUCCUUUCAGUGCUGUUAUGCAGCACCUACUGCGGAAGCUGGAAACACUCGCGAAACACGGUGGAGAAUUGGACAAAGAGAAGACGAAUAUUGUGGAGUUGCUGGCAGCUAUUUGUAUGCAGGCAAUGCUUGGCUCCUUUAUGCCGGAUAAUGUGAUUGCAAUUUUCAUGCAGCUGCUGCAUACGACGAACCCUUGGACGCAGUAUCGUAUCGCACGGUCGGCCUCCCGUUACGGACAACAUUUUCUUGCCGCUUUGAUUUACGAGAAGCUGUCGAAGAAUAUUUCUCUGGAGAAUCUACACUUUUAUCUAGUGGCGCUGAGUCAAAUAUCGAAAGCGGAAUGCAUUCUUAACCAUGGACAGGAGUAUGAAACCCUCGCCCAGAAGCACAUCAAGCGAGAACCAGGUGAACAGUUACCAGUCGUAGGUUUCCUCUCCCUAAUCGAUAGACUCGAGAAAGCAAUAAAUCUGUACUGCAUAGCAUUGUCCACUCUGAAAGCGAGCUCAUCUCCACAGCAUCCGCUUGGGUUCCAGUCGGAACUGAUUCGCCUGCGUUGCAUGUUUCUCGAGGUGCUGCACAGUGUGGUAAUCACACGGAACACUCUGUGCAUUACUCCUCCCUCGGAAAUCUCUCAAACACUCGCGCAAAAUUGUCGUGAUCCGCUACAGAAAUACGGCCACAUCACGAACCAACUGCGGAAGCACGUGAAGCUGUUGAAAAACUGCGAAGACGCAUACAAUCGUCUGUACAAAAGCUCGUUCGAUGCAGACCCAGGAACACUGGAACACCUGGAAGCGGUGCAGCAUCUGUGCGCCACACUGCAGCUAUCGAUCGAAACGAUUUCCUUCAUAAACCCGUCGGAAACACCUAAAAUUGCACCUCAAUCGAGUCAUCCGGAGACACGAUACUUGCUGUCCGUCUGCCGGACGGUAACGAAACAACUUCAGUUAAUUCCGGCCGAAGUCCCAGGAAGCACCAAGACGCUCACCCAUGAACAUACGGACAUGAUGAUGAAGCAAAUCGAAACGGUGGUACGAUCGUCCCAUUGUACACCGCGAUUCUUCUUCCAGGUGCUGCAAAACACCGCCGUGAAAUUGGCGCUUACCCCGCAACCUAGGGGCACCGGAGAACCGGUGUUUGUGCAACCGAACAGUCAUCUGGUGGUGAAGGUAGAAGGCGUUAUCCAGCACUACGGACGUACGCCAUCCCUUUUCCGAGCGAUUAACAGUAUCCAGCUGACACUGAACUCCACCUUGAUGACGUCGCGCCCGAAUGAUGUAAAGUUGCUGUCCGAUAGUGUCACGCUGACGCAAGUCGUGAAACCGCAUAGAGAUUUCCUAAGUGGUAGCUUCCUGAUUGCGCUCAACAAUACGGCCCACACUUUUAACGGGGGUCAGGUUAGCUUGGGUGGCCAAUGGCAGCUGAACCUGGAGACGUGCAUCAUCGACGACAAUGGUGUAAUGUGGCAGACGGGUCCAAAAAGUACGCUACUGGUGCGCAUUCCGGAGGAUAAUCACAAACAGGUGCUGGGAAUGCAAUCCACCGUGCGGAGGUUUUAAGUGUGGGUUUUUAUUUUAUAUGUAUGAUCGUAAAUGGUUAAAUAAAAUAGGAAUAUGAGUAUUAUCAAAAUGUG